AUGUCCUCCUUCUCUAGGCGUUACCCUUUCAAGAACUUAGGCUAUGAUACCAAUUGUGUUGAGUCAGCACUUUGUAAUGUUUUUCCUCAGGCAACAAGGAGAAUUUGUUGCCAACAUCUCUACAGCAACUGCAAGAAUGAAGGCUUCAGUGGGACAGCCUUCCACAAACUAUUUUGGACAGCAGCUGAUGCUUACAACCAAUAUGUGUACACUAAGGCUAUGGAGAAGAUAGCCAAGUACAAUCCCAAAGCUAUUGAGUACUUGGAGAAGUGUACUGAGCAAUGGAGCAGAGCAUUCAUUGACAGUGGUGUUUGUUGUGAUCAAAACACCACAAAUUUUGUGGAAUCUUUCAAUGCCUGCACUAAGCCUUACAGGGACUUACCUGUGAUCACCCUGCUUGAAGACUAUGCAAAGAUGAUAUUAGAAUCAAGGAGUGAUGAGUCAAGGUUCUGCUAUGCCACAUCAUGUGGAGGUGGUGAGUAUGAGGUUAGGGAUGGCAAUGUCACCUUCCCUAUUACACUUACAAACUACAAGUGUGGGUGUGGGAAAUGGCAAGGCUCAGGCAUCCCUUGCAAACAUGCUCUAAGGGUUAUAUUCAAUCAAAGGCUUGAGCCUGCUGACUUUUUAUCCCCAUUUUUCAAGGGGGCAGCAUACAAGCUCACAUAUGGGGAUCAUAUCCACCCUAUGCCUGACCCCACUCAAUGGCCUGACUUCAACCUCCCUCAAAUUGCACCACCUGAUAUCAAGAGACCAGCUGGCAGACCUGUGAAGCAAAUAAGGAGAGGGCCUAAUGAAGCUAAGAAAGGGAAGAGGCACAGCUCAGUUAGGUGCAAAAAAUGCAAGGAAGUAGGCCACAACUCCAGAACCUGUGGGACUGAUAAAGGGAAGGGGAAAGGGUCCAAGAGAAAGGCAGAUGGAGCUUCCACCAGUCAAGCAGCACCUAAGAGAGCCAAGAAGACUUCCAGGGCAGAUGGAGCUUCCACCAGUGAAGCAGCACCUAAGAGAGGCAAGAAGUGA
Beta vulgaris subsp. vulgaris (sugar beet) is the source of this 1017-nucleotide messenger RNA. RefSeq lists its product as uncharacterized. Gene Ontology annotation, molecular function: zinc ion binding. The transcript has 3 exons. The coding region runs from base 1 to 1017 and encodes 338 amino acids. Lineage: Eukaryota; Viridiplantae; Streptophyta; Magnoliopsida; Caryophyllales; Amaranthaceae. The record is from RefSeq and is a predicted model, not a curated record.